AUGCGUCCGCACGGGUUUAAGCUUCUUCUGGCGUUGCUUCUCUCGGCCUCGGACCUGUCCGAGUGCCUGUCAGGCCACCACCAGCGUGACGUUUCGCCUUCUCCCUCUGGUGCUUCUGCUGCUGCUGCUGCGUCCCCCCCUUCCGUGCGCCUCUCAAACGGGACCUACAUCGGCGUGCGAAACGACCAGUACGCCCAGGACUUCUUCCUCGGCAUCCCGUACGCCCAGCCGCCCGUUGGUCCCCUCCGCUACGCGCCGCCGCAGCCUCUCGACGAAUCCUUUGACGAACCGAGAUCGGCCGCCGAGUAUGGCCGGAUGUGCAUCGGGUACGGCUCCGACACGGCCAGUCUCGGCAGCCCGGUCUCGGAGGACUGCUUAACCAUCAACAUCGUCCGCCCGGCCGGGACGAAGCCGGGAGACAACCUCCCGGUUGGUCUUUGGGUUCAUGGAGGCAGCUAUGUCAACGGCGGAUCGCUCGACCCGAGGUACAACCUGAGCUACAUCGUCCAACAGUCCGUCCGGGAGAACAAGCCCAUCAUCGCGGCCUCCAUCAACUACCGCCUCUCCUACUGGGGCUUCCUCUUCAGCCAGGAGCUCAAGGACGGCAAGGCGGGCAACCUCGGCUUCCGGGACCAGCGCCUGGCGCUGCGGUGGCUCCGCGACAACAUCGCCCCCUUCGGCGGCAGCCCGGACAAGGUGACCGUCUGGGGCGAGUCCGCCGGCGCGCGGUCGCUGGGGAUGCAGCUCAUCGCCUACGACGGCCGCCACGACGGCCUGUUCCGGAGCGCCAUCCUCCAGAGCGGCAGCUCCGUCGCCAAGUUCGUCGGCGCCGAGGCCUGGCAGCCCUUCUUCGACGCCCUCCUGCGCAAGACGUCGUGCGACGCCUCCGGCGACGCGGUCGCCCGGCUGGCCUGCCUGCGCGCGCUGCCGUGGCAGACGCUCAACGGCAUCUUCAACGGCUCCGACCCGCUCGGCGUCGCGGCGCCCGUCAUCACGGCCGUCGUCGACGGCGACUUCAUCACGGCGCAGGCGUCCGCCCUCCUGCGCCAGGGCAAGUUCGCGCCGGUCCCGCUCCUCCUCGGUAACAACUUCGACGAGGGCACGGGGUACGCGAGGCAGGGCGUCAACACGACGGAGCAGUUCGAGGCCUGGGUCGCGAGCAGCCUGCAGGUGGACGCCGCCCAGGUCGCCGCCAUCUCAAGGCUGUACCCGGACGACCCGGCCGUCGGCAUCCCCGCGUCGCACCCCGGCCGGCCCUCGGGCGCCCUCGCCGCCUUCGGGUCGCAGUGGAAGCGCGUCGCGGCCGUCGCGGGAGACUACCAGCAGCACAGCGGCAGGAGGCUCCUCGCCAGCUCGUACGCCCGCGUCGGGCUGCCGGUGUACUCGUACAUGUGGAACGUCUACGUCAACGGCCUCGGGCCCAUCUAUGGCGCCACGCACUUCCAGGAGGUCGUCUUCGUCUUCAACAACGUCCGGGCCCUGGGCUACGCCACCAACCCGUUCGAGGGCAAGCCCAAGUCGUACUUUGAGCUGGCGGACCUGAUGAGCAAGAUGUGGGUGGCCUUCAUCCACGACACGGAUCCGAACCAGUGCAACUCGCCCCGUCUCACUUGGCCGCGAUACACGCCCCGGCGGCCGCAAAACCUGGUGUUCGACGCCAACUACACCAGGCUGGGCUACGUGGCGCGGGACGACUACAGGGCGGCCGAGAUUGCGUAUAUGCAAGAGCACGUGUUUUGA
This is a messenger RNA of Colletotrichum higginsianum IMI 349063, 1740 nucleotides long. Its product is annotated as Carboxylic ester hydrolase. The transcript is spliced from 2 exons. Bases 1 to 1740 code for a protein of 579 amino acids. Lineage: Eukaryota; Fungi; Ascomycota; Sordariomycetes; Glomerellales; Glomerellaceae. The record is from RefSeq and is a predicted model, not a curated record.